CUCUUGCUAUAAAAAGACAGUAGCCUUUCUGGAGAAGAGCCUUUCUUAUUUUGUGUGUUAGUGCUUGGAGAGAGAGAUAGAAACAGAAAGAAAUCGUCAUGGCUCAUGGGAGAUAUGAUAAUAAUUAUAGGAAGAAAAGCGGCCAGAUUCCUAGAUUUGGAGAUUGGGAGGACGCAAAUGAGAUGCCAAUAACACAAUACUUCGAGAAUGCAAGACAAGCUGAAGCCUUGAAGCUUGCUUCUCACCAUCCCCGUCCACGUCACCUCCAUCAUUCAAGACAGACGGCGGGGACGAAGGAAAAGAGGGGACCACAAAGGCGCGUGCGUGACGUCAGUUCACAGACAGACAAGUAUUAUGUAGACGUCACCGGAGUGAAACACGACGUGGCUCCGGCUUCGAGGCCACCUAAGCCCGUUGAUGAGGAUCUCUACAAGAUUCCUCCUGAGCUUAUCUAUUCUUCAAGAAGGAAGAGAAGGUCUGGCUUUUUAGCAUGUUUGGUUCCAUGUGCAUCUUGAACUAAAAAAGGAAGAAUGAAGACAAGGAGAAGUAAAAGUAGGAUCAUGAAUUAAAUAAUGUAAUUUGUAUUUUCUUAUUUAAUUUGAUUUAAUAUACAUAUAUGAUAUGUUAUAUAUAUGUGGCUUGGCAGAAAAAGAGAGAGCAUACUCAUGGUUUAUAGAAAAAGAGGAACAAAGUAAUAGCGUAGUUGUCCUUUUGCUCUUGAUAAGGGAUUAUUGAUCAGUUUCGUAGUGUGCUCUUGUUACAUCGAUCUCUACUUUAUAAAGUUUUCUCUAGUCGUCACGUCGGUUCUCAACAUUCUUUUUGUGUGUGUUUUCCUUUUAAGAGAUUUACUGAAAAGUUAUAUUUUGCAUGUUGAAUA
Messenger RNA from Brassica oleracea var. oleracea, 877 nucleotides. RefSeq lists its product as uncharacterized. The coding region runs from base 99 to 515 and encodes 138 amino acids. The transcript is spliced from 5 exons. NCBI's taxonomy places the organism in Eukaryota, Viridiplantae, Streptophyta, Magnoliopsida, Brassicales, Brassicaceae. The record is from RefSeq and is a predicted model, not a curated record.